AUGUCCAAAAGCCUGGGUGCUCCUGGGCCGGAGUUAGACGCCGCAGGAGAGCAGGGCUGUGAAGGCAACACGCGCCACCUGAGCGAGUUCUCGCGAUUACCACAUAUCUUUGUUUUUCUGCUGCCAUUAACCUCUCUGGUGCUCUUACCCCUGAAGUCUUUUAUUCAAAGAGUUCUUCUGUGGACAGAAUUGUUGGAUCCUACAAAUUUGGUUGUUUCAAUUGAAAAAAUAGAAAAAUCGAGGCAACUAUUGUUAACAAAUGAAGAUGCAUCCAGGGGUGACUUGGAGGACAAAAGGAUACAAGAAGCCUGGAAGAGAAGUCUUUCGACAGUACAUCCUGACAAUAGCAAGCUGAUCCCCGGUCCUUUUCGACCGGCAGCUCUCCUGCCUUUCACGGCGCCCAUGGUGUUUUUGUCAGUGCUGCCAGUAAAAAAUCUAAAGUCCAUGAUUUUACCGCAGGUUUCCUUCUACACCUACAGUACAGUCUUCAGCAUCGUCAAUGGAAAUGCAAGUUACAAUCGUCGCCCCUAUGAGAGUAUAUUACUUGGGGCAGGAGUAAUCACUUCCUCUACCUUUUUUGGAUUAUUACCUCGUUUGCUGCAAGUAAAGUUUUCACUGAGUAGCAUUUUGAGCAGAAAUGUCUUUCCUGUCGUCAUGCUCGCCCAACUCAGUGGAAUGAACGUGAUUGCCUCCCGAAGUCUGGAGCCCAUGCGAGGGAUUGAGGUCAUGGACAAGGAAGGCAAUGUCAUAGGCUAUUCCAGAAAAGCUGGGACCAAGGCUGUUAAAGAUACAGCAACAUCCAGAGUUGUGCUGUUUGGGACCUCAGCUUUUAUCCCCGAAAUCUUCUCAUACUUCUUUAAAAGGAGCCAGUUUUUCCUGCGGUAUCCGUGGUCAUUGUGGUCCUUGAAGUUUUCUUGUACUGUCCUUGUAAUGGGACUGAUGGUGCCAGUUUCUUUCAGCAUAUUCCCACAGAUUGGACGGAUACAGUGCAGCGAGCUGGAAAAGGAAAUUCAAUCUGCAACAGAAGAAACAGAACUCUUCUAUAACAGAGGGGUGUAGGGGUGAGUUUUAGGUGAAUCUGUUUGGUUCCUGCAGUGAAAACCUUCCUCCUAAGGUUUCAGUUUCAGGAACUCUGCCAGAGGUGAACUGGGAAUCCCAGAGGUGUCCGCGGCGACAGGAAAGCUUACGAUUACACCUGCCGAGAUGAUUUUGAGGCUGGUUGUGCCCAGGGUUAAACAAGCCUGGAUGGAAGAAGAAAAAUGGGGGUCUGUCCUGUCUGACCCACCCCGUGGGGCUGCUGAGGGGAUGUGUGAUGUAAGAUCAAGUGUUCUGUUUGUUCCUCAUCCUGUGAAGGGAUACUGCGAAAUUGCUAAUAAACUUGUCUGUGGUUGAGUAGUUGAAAA
Messenger RNA from Vicugna pacos (alpaca), 1403 nucleotides. NCBI's taxonomy places the organism in Eukaryota, Metazoa, Chordata, Mammalia, Artiodactyla, Camelidae. The record is from RefSeq and is a predicted model, not a curated record.